AUGCAUAGAUUUCGGAUGGACGCGAAAGUGGCUGCAAUACGUUCCAAGAUAGUCGACAAGGUUGCGGAUAAGAUGGCCGAGCAAGCGUUAACACGGUCUCAGGCUCGCGGAGACAAUGACUUCGACUCCGAGAAAUUCCAGCCAGCAGCACUCGGAGAUUUAGCUAGAGAGUUAACCACUCUAGUUGGUGUAUGCGGUCCGGCUGCAAUAGCCAUGCUGGCUAGAGACUCUCGGAAGGAUAUGGAUGAGCGCUAUCACGUGUGGCCAGAUAGGGAGUCCACGGGCUUGGUGACACAGGAACGUUUUUUCGCGCAAUUGGUGAACGAGACGGCAGCGGCGCAUGAGAAGAGCUGGUUCAACGGAACAAAAGAGAACCUUCUCAGACUCCAAAUCAUGAGCUCAUAUGAUCAGGAGCUGGUGAAAGGGGACUGGUGGGCUUCGAAUGGCAUAACGUUCUGCGCCACUAUAUAUAAAUCAAUACGGAAGGAGCUCACUAUACGUACGGAAGAGCUUGAAAAGACCCUUCAGGGUAUCAAUGACUCCGCGAAACAGGUCUACAUUGCUCGCAACCAUAUCGUCAAAUGCAUCAAAGACUCCUUCUCACAGCUCCAUCAGAACGUUCAGAAUACGUGUACUACCCCUAAGACCCGCAACAACCAGGUACUCCAACUAUGUUACACGGCCAACAAACGUGAACAGGAGCGGUGCAUCCUCCACAUCGACAGUUUAUUCAAGGCUCUCAUUGGGGAAGCCGCACGCUUACCUCAAGAAAUCAUUCAAUCCGGUAUCAAAAGCUACAUGAGCCAAUUCUACGAUAAAAUCCAGCUCUAUUUCGCGGAUCGGAAGGCCACCCAAUCCCGAGGGGAGAAAGAUCCAGGUCGAGUCACUGAGAUCGUGCGAGGAAAACUCGAAAGCUUUUUAGCGAAAGAGGCACCGACUAUGCUUCGUCACGCCGCAAACGCUAUUAAGACUGCAUUAUCUACAGUGGUUACUGAUACUAUCAGUCGCGCGACCUCAACAGACAGGGAAAGCACGCUCGAUAAAGCUAUCUCAAACCUACAACGAAUAUACUAA
Letharia lupina is the source of this 1074-nucleotide messenger RNA. RefSeq lists its product as uncharacterized. The record is from RefSeq and is a predicted model, not a curated record. The transcript is spliced from 3 exons. NCBI's taxonomy places the organism in Eukaryota, Fungi, Ascomycota, Lecanoromycetes, Lecanorales, Parmeliaceae. Bases 1 to 1074 code for a protein of 357 amino acids.